Molecule: messenger RNA, 5055 nt
Organism: Molossus molossus (Pallas's mastiff bat)
Lineage: Eukaryota; Metazoa; Chordata; Mammalia; Chiroptera; Molossidae
Gene: SREK1
Product: splicing regulatory glutamic acid and lysine rich protein 1
Exons: 13
Coding region: 941-2032 (363 amino acids)
Cellular component (GO): nucleoplasm
Molecular function (GO): RNA binding
Source: RefSeq, a predicted model, not a curated record
CUAGACCUGCCCGCCACCCUGAAUUCGCCAGCAGGAGCGCGCUCACGGCCGCGCGUGCUCCGCUUUCCCAGCUCCGUCGCUGACGCGUCGUAGACGUUGGGGAACUGGAGGGAGCAGCAGUGGGAGCGGGAUGAACAGCGGAGGAGGCUUCGGUUUGGGCUUAGGCUUCGGCCUGACCCCAACGGCGGUGAUUCAGGUGACGAAUCUGUCGUCGGCGGUGACCAGCGAGCAGAUGCGGACGCUUUUUUCCUUCCUAGGAGAAAUCGAGGAGCUGCGGCUCUAUCCCCCGGACAACGCACCUCUUGCUUUUUCUUCCAAAGUAUGUUAUGUUAAGUUUCGUGACCGAUCAAGUGUUGGCGUGGCCCAGCAUCUAACUAACACGGUUUUUAUUGACAGAGCUCUGAUAGUUGUUCCUUGUGCAGAAGUGAUGCAGCCAACACGAACGGUUGUCAUGUGUAACACAACUUUCGAUCACCGCGAAAACACCGUCCUGGGAAAGCGUCCAUGCUUGAUAUCGUUUGGUUCAUGAACAUUAAGUUUCCAGUACAGGUAAAAUCCCAGAGGAAUCCAAAGCCCUCUCUUUAUUGGUUCCUGCUCCAACCAUGACAAGUCUGAUGCCUGGUGCAGGCUUGCUUCCCAUUCCGACUCCAAAUCCCUUGACUACACUGGGUGUUUCCCUUAGCAGUUUGGGAGCUAUUCCAGCAGCAGCACUAGACCCCAAUAUUGCAACACUUGGAGAGAUACCACAGCCACCACUUAUGGGAAAUGUGGAUCCUUCCAAAAUUGAUGAAAUCAGGAGAACAGUCUAUGUUGGCAAUUUGAAUUCCCAGACAACGACAGCUGAUCAGCUACUUGAAUUUUUUAAACAAGUUGGAGAAGUGAAGUUUGUACGGAUGGCAGAAUAAAUCACUCCAACAAUGCAAUAGUAAAACCCCCUGAGAUGACACCUCAGGCUGCAGCUAAGGAGUUAGAAGAAGUAAUGAAACGAGUACGAGAGGCUCAGUCAUUUAUCUCAGCAGCUAUUGAACCAGAGUCUGGAAAGAGCAAUGAAAGAAAAGGCGGUCGAUCUCGUUCCCACACUCGUUCAAAAUCCAGGUCUAGCUCAAAAUCCCAUUCUAGAAGGAAAAGAUCACAAUCAAAACACAGGAGUAGAUCCCAUAAUAGAUCACGUUCAAGACAAAAAGAUAGACGUAGAUCUAAGAGCCCACAUAAAAAACGCUCUAAAUCCAGGGAAAGACGGAAGUCAAGAAGUCGUUCGCAUUCACGGGACAAGAGAAAAGACACCCGAGAAAAGAUCAAGGAAAAGGAAAGAGUGAAAGAAAAAGAUAGAGAAAAGGAAAGGGAAAAAGAGAGAGACAGGGAAAAGGAACGUGAAAAAGAAAAGGAACGAGGUAAAAACAAAGAUAAAGAGCGGGAAAAAGACCGAGAUAAGGAUAAAGACAAGGAAAAGGACAGAGAGAGAGAACGGGAAAAAGAGCAUGAAAAGGAUCGUGACAAAGAGAAAGAAAAGGAACAGGAUAAAGAAAAGGAACGAGAAAAGGACAGACCCAAAGAGACAGAUGAGAAAAGAAAGAAGGAUAAAAAAUCCAGAACACCGCCCAGAAGUUACAAUGCAUCAAGAAGAUCACGUAGUUCCAGCAGGGAAAGGCGAAGGAGGAGGAGCAGGAGUUCUUCCAGAUCCCCAAGAACAUCAAAAACCUUAAAAAGGAAAUCAUCUAGGUCUCCAUCCCCUAGGAGCAGAAAUAAGAAGGAUAAAAAGAGAGAAAAAGAAAGGGACCAUAUCAGUGAAAGAAGAGAGAGAGAACGUUCAACCUCCACAAGGAAGAAUUCUAAUGACAGAGAUGGGAAAGAAAAAUUGGAGAAGAACAGUACUUCACUUAAAGAGAAGGAGCACAAUAAAGAACCAGAAUCAAGCGUGGGCAAAGAAGAUGAUGACAAGGAUGCACCAAGGACUGAGGAAAACAAAGUACAGCAAAAUGGGAAUUGUCAACCAAAUGAAGAAAACCUCUCUACCAAAACAGAAGCUGUAUAGGACCGACAAAUGCACCUCUAAACACACGCUGGAAUAAAAUCCAAAGCUUUAAUUCUUUUAACAAGAUGUUAAACAGUGAAGAAAUCCAGUUAAGCAUAAAGAUAGAAGCUAACAGCUUUUAUAGUUGUUAGGUGACUUUGUGGCCAUCUUGUUACUGAGUAAGAAAAUAAAGCAUGGACAUCAUGAAAAUAACUGAUGUUACCCAAAACGCAUCUUCUAAAAUCUGUGCAUUUCCAUGGUGGCUGACACACUUGUCAUGUGGUUUGUUAGUGUUUGCCAAUAAAUGGGACAUCAAAGAUCCAAAUUUGUACUAUCCAUACAAGACUGGAGAUAAGCAUUGGAAGCUCUUUUAAAAAAGUGCUAGUUACUGAAUUUUGUAUUGUUUUACUUAUUUUUUUUAAAUUUCAAUAUAUACAGAUUGAUGAUGUGCUUGAAAUUGGUGCAAAUAUAUACCCACCCUUGUAAGUGCAGAAUGUGUAAGAAGUUUUAACACACCACAGGAUUUAUAGUGAUUGUGUUAAAUUCUCACUAUUGUGUUUCUUUUUCUCACUGUUUAGGACAGAUUUUCUUUAAAAUAGUUUUACAGAUUACAAUUGCUUAAGUAAGUGGAUUAAAAAACAACUGACAAUGCAUGCUACUACUGUUCUCUUUCAAAAGGAAGAACAACUGUGUUGAAUACUAAUGCUAAUGUAUUAGUAUUCAGUGUUUAGGAUCAUUGGGUUUCCCCACAUAGUAAACACUUCCUUUUUAACUCUUGACAUUUCCGAGCUUAUUAUGAAUAAUACUGCAGCGUGUGUUGUCAGCGGUAGGUGGCAAAGGUGUCAUUAUAAAAAGAAAACUUGAGUUUUCAAAAUGGGCUAUGGGAGCACAAGCUGAAGCUUUAGUGCCUUCUACAAUGUGGUAUACUGUUUUCUAGAAUUUUAUAUGUGCUAGUCAUUCUCAAUUCAUACAGAAUUUAGAUGGAUAUUCUAUUCACUCCCAUAGAGAAGUGUGCAAGUGAUAUGUCAUAAGAGCUUCUUACUUAGUUCACCUAGUAAGAGAGGAAGUCCUGUUUUCAAGAAUGACUUUAGAGCUUAAAACAACAGUGCAGUUUUGGGACCAUCAGUUUUAUACUGUGAUCAUUGAGAAUGAAGCAUGUUCUUAAUUUACUUAAAGCACAUCCUUUAGUUGUCUACAUGGGAUGGCCUUAAUUAUUACCUCUCAAUCACCUUCUCAUAAAUGAUGUGCAGAAAUUGAACUUAAAGGAGAAUAAAUACAUGAGGUUGUUUUGUGUUUGAGGAUAUGUUUACUUGGUUUAAAAUAUAGGUCAUCCAGUAUAGGUUCACUUUUUGCAGAAAGUAUGCAAGUAGUAAAAUGACAACAUUGGUAAUAUUUUCCCCCAAACCAUAACUCAUAGUUUCAGAACUCUUUUCAUUGUUAUAUUUCCAAACAAGUUUAUACCUUUUAAUUAGAAUGUUAUUGAAAAAUCAAGUAUAAUUAUUUCAAUACAAUGUAAUACAAUCAAAUUACUCAGUUGCCUUACCUCAUGGGAAGAGUUACAGAUUUAAAAAGAUGGGUAGCACAUCAGUUUCUUGGUUUCAACUUGAGUUUUCUUUUAAUGUUAAUACUAUUGAAACUUAAGUAUUUGGUGGAAAAUGGAAAGAAUUGCCCUUAUUGCAAAUAAUGAAGCCUGGUUUGAUUAUGAAGCUGCUUAAUUACUCUUCAUGUGUCCAGAAUUACUGUGGUAUUUUUUCCUUUCUGUCACUGUGUACAUUAAAUUUUUGAAAAUGCUUUACUAUGUAAAGUAUAGAUGGUCAUUUUAAUCAUUCAACCACAUACGGUUGGCUGGUAAACAGCUUAUUCUGAUACAAGAAUGCAUGGUGAUACAUAAAGAUCGUGAAGGAGUAUGUAUGUCUGGCAUCAACAGCUGUCUUAUUUAUGAUAUGUAAGUAGAAUAGAGCAAAUGUUUGACUCCUUGUUAUUUUUAGUACCAUUUCUUAAUAAAGCUUAAGUAUUUUAGAGGAAAGUAUUUGUUUAUGCAUUUCAAAACAGCAUCUUAGUUUUAUUCUGUUGUCUUUUUAGCUUUCAUAGAAAUUGUUUUGACAUGGAGAGUGCAUGUUCGUGUGGUGUCUAUAAAACAAUCAUUUAAAGUUUUCUUGUACUCUGGACUCUAUUAAAUAUUUUUUUAUGUUGUAAUUAGCAUAUUUAAUUGGGGUCCUGCUGCUAAUUAUUAUUUUUUUUGCUAAUGCUUUAAAAGAAUGAAAGUGAUUUGUAAAAGUUGGGCAUAAGUAGGAAUACAAGAGAUCUGGAGAAAGUGAAAUCAUUUUCUCAAAUUAGAGCUUAUGGAAGCAAAGCUUUCUAGGGUCUAUAGAUGUGUGUGUGUGUGUGUGUGUGUGUGUGAGAGAGAGAGAGAGAGAGAGAGAGAGAGAGAGAUUGAUUGAUUUUCUCCUAGUUCACUUAUGAGAGCUGAUAUGUUUCCAUUUGUUUAUUUUCUUCCAAGAUAAUUUUUUUUUUUUAAGAUUUUUUUUUUUUUCAUCCCAGGUAGAUGUCAGAAAAACUUGAGGUAAGGCCAAGAUGACAGCCAUUUUAUACUUGAAACCUCCUAUAAUUAUCUUUUUUAGUUUGGUCAUACAGAGAGUAUAGUCUGUUUUUUAAAUUGUAAUUGCUCUUCAUCAUAGUAGACAAAUUCUGUUGGUCCUCUUGUUCUUGCUUUCCACCAGUGCACACUGAAAUAAUAAUAUAAGACGGCCCUCCAAAGGAAGCCAGUUUCAUCUGAAAAAACUAGUAUAAAUCCUUAACUUCUGCAACUGUCUCUUUAGUUACGAUUUUCCAUCUAAUCUAACUUAGAAUUGCAACACUAGUCAGCUUUGGUUUUCUGUUCAGAAUUCUCUUUUUCAAGAAUUUCAAUGUAUGCUGUGUUGAUCUUCAGAAGUGUCAGAGGCUUAAAAUUUGACAUGCUCAAUUAAAAAUAAAAACCCACAUUUAGAAUAAAUAUUUUGUCAAGAAAAUAAUGUGGUAUUAUGACUAUAAUAUGACUAUUUUCA